Messenger RNA from Styela clava, 2003 nucleotides. RefSeq lists its product as uncharacterized. The record is from RefSeq and is a predicted model, not a curated record. NCBI's taxonomy places the organism in Eukaryota, Metazoa, Chordata, Ascidiacea, Stolidobranchia, Styelidae.
GGUAUUAGUAAUCUUGCCGCAGUAACGGAUAUUAUCGAUAUGUUUUACGAGACAGUAAACUAAGAUGCAGUUGGUAAUUGCGGAAAGUAAUGUUGUAUUGUGCUUGAUCGUUUUCAGUUACCAUGUAUUGCGAGCCGCCGGUCAAUUUGAUACUUCGACGGAUUUAGACAGAUGCUGCAGCAGGGAACCGAACACCACGCACUCCGAUUCGACAUGUAGACCAACCCGAUUAUCAGCUACGCAGUUCCAGCAAUCAAUUGUAACUCCUAAUUAUCCCAAGGCUUUUCCUGCUGAUCUAUUUUGCAGUUGGGAAAUACGGACAAUGCCGGGCAGGCGUAUUUUAUUGGAUUUUCGUAAUAUGCACCUUAUUGGACAUAUUGGAGACGAUUGUGUAUCACAGCGACUUAUUAUACGGUCUCCACUGACAGGACUUUCAGUUGGCCCUUUCUGUGGAUAUGAUGGACUUCCGAAUAUUGUGUCAGCAGGAAAUCUUUUAAUUGUUGAGUUGCAGUCCCCACAUCCUACAAAUGGGAAGGAAUAUAAAGGAUUCCAGAUGGUUUACACGGAAACGGUACAAGCAACAUCUCCUGGUUUAAGACCACCAGAAUGGAGUAACGGAAUGUUUUUGGAAUACUCGCCUACCGUCAGAACAAAACCGUCCAGAUACAAACCAACACAGAAGAUAAAUAGCAAUAAUGCAGAAAAAUUACCAACCACGAAAAAGCCACCUUCCAAGCCAAAAGAGCCUAAAAAUAAGACGCCAAAAGAGAAAGACCGGGUGAUGUCAAACUCAAACGGACCUUGGAACUACCCUCCUGCUGUACGUCCUUACAUACCUCCGAGGGUGCCGACACGAAUUCGUCCAGAAGACAAAGAAGAUUCAAUGGGAACAGAGGCGAUCGUAGGAAUCAUCGUUGGCGGGAUCGUAGCUAUUGCAAUUAUAUCUGUUGUUGUUGCUAAAUUAAGCUAUUAUAGAUCAAAUAAAGAGAAAAAGCGGGCAGAACAAGAAGCAGAAGAUGCUCGUAACAUGCAAGGAUUUCAGUCAUAUACUCAAAAAGCAAUCCCGAUCGUUCACGAGCCAUCCCCUGCAUACACUGCGCCACCCACACAUACCCGUCAUAAACAUACGGGAGUAACCAACACAAAUGAAAAAGUAGCUGCUCAUCGCGAUGGGCACAGACGAAAUAGAUUGCCAGAUAAAAGACAGUCAAACAAGUUAACGAAAGGAAAUUGUUCUAACAACAGACAACAUACAUCAUCUGAGCACAAAAGCAGCAAGGAUAAACGAAAAAGAAAUUCUGAAUCCCGAAAGCGCACGGAUGAUAAUCGAGAUCGUCGACCAAGGUCACGUGAAGCAAGGAAAGAGACCUCAAACGUUAAUAGGCAUAGAAACCCAGGUCAUAAAAAUCGAAAGUCGUCGAAAGACAGUAGGCCAAAAAGGAGAUGAAUUUGCACUUAGAGCAUUUUUUAGGCCGUUUAGGAUCGACAAUGGCUAUAUACACUAUAGAAGGGAUUGGUAUAGGAAGAUUGAAUGUGCUACCCAACGUAUUGCCUCUACUGCGCUUUUAUUAUAUGUUCAAUGCUUUAAAUAUGCUUUUCUUGUGUUUUUUUGUUUGUCGUGCCGUAAUAUACGUAUAAGAAAGAAAAUUUAGGUUUGAUAUGCUAUUCAACAUAAGUGUUUAUAUAAACAAAAGUAAAGGAAACAGAUAUGAUUUCGGCCUUGUUUCGCCAUAUUUUGUCCAUAUCUUCAGGAUUCUUAAUAUUCAAUUUUAUUAUCUAAUAAUGAAUAUGAAAUACAGUCAUUUUCUUGCUUGCUGCUAUGUUUCUUUAGCAUGCAUGUGAAGAUAAAAGUAACAGCUUAUGAUUGGUUCAAGCUUGGUUUGACUAUAAAUUCGUUCCUUGUUAAUAAAUCAUUCUGUCAUUUAAAGUGUUCCAGGCGACAACAAUAUUCAGAUAUAUAGUUCUAUAUCUUAAUUUUUAAUUAAUAAAAGGUCAUACUGUUG